Molecule: messenger RNA, 7309 nt
Organism: Carcharodon carcharias (great white shark)
Lineage: Eukaryota; Metazoa; Chordata; Chondrichthyes; Lamniformes; Lamnidae
Gene: nhsl2
Product: NHS-like 2
Exons: 8
Coding region: 106-4359 (1417 amino acids)
Biological process (GO): cell differentiation
Source: RefSeq, a predicted model, not a curated record
CAAAGAGUGAUCCCAUUCACGGCUCAGGUUUGUUUUGCCCUGACAGCUGUUUGGUUGCAUUGCACGCCUCGAAUCAUUUACUACUUUUGAUAGGUUUUAGUUUUUAUGUUUUCUUUUAAAAUGCCUUUUUGCAAGAGGAUCGUGCGCCCUGUGCAAGUUUGCCGUUUGCACGGCGAAGGGAGAAGGCUGUCAGCCUUGGAGAAUCUGAUCGAUGUGUCCAGUUUUACUUUGGGAAGUGUCCUGAGGCAGCUUUCGGAUCUGGCGAGAGAGGCGGUGAGUGUGUUGCAGGAGAUCGAGCUGGAGAUCGGAUCUAUUAACCAUCGGGCGCUGCUACUGGAGGUCAGAAUCAUCGGUUUACACAGAUACGUGUCAGCCCUGGCUCUGAGACCUGCUGCACCCUCUGGAUCAAACUUGGAUCAGGAGAGCAAGAGAACUGCCCACUUCAAAUCGUUAUGGCAACAAAAUGUAAAUGUGUUCGGCUCCUCUUCCAGACCACCCUGUGUGGAGGAAUUGCAUCAAGAGGCCCAACUCAACCUUCAGGCUCUGCUUCAAGAAAAGUUUGGUGAGCCUACGGUACAAAACGACGUGGCUGCAAACACCUUCGGACACAAACCAUUUCUCAACAGAGAGGUCCUUCCUGACAGCUGUCCCAGAAAAGGGGAGAAGCGGAUGGAAUUUGUAUUGAUGCCAAGCACAAGGUCUAAUAGUGAGGAUGAGACAACCACCAUUGGUAUAAGACCACAAGAGCUAUUUCUGAACUCGCCAUCUACACCGGAUAAGCCACGCAAGUGGAUUCAGGCCAUACCACAAUCAACACCAGAGGAAAAGAGGUGGCACCCGACACGGACUGUUCAGGCGGAUCUCGUACCCAUCAAUGUGACUGGGGAAACCCUUGAGCGGCACGCGAACACGCGCCACUCUUUAUUCAACAUAGAGACCGCAAUGAACCCAAAGAGUACACUGAGGAGGAGACGAACAGUCACUGGCUUGCACGAGUCAGCUCAGCCUCAGCAAGGCUCUUCAACAGAAGAUUCCACAUCUCCUCACAUGCCAAUGACUGCAGAGGCAACCCAGCGUCUCUUUACUUUUGAUGAAGAUAUGAAUGUUGCCAAUGGGAAAAGGGAUGUGGUCAGCAAUCUUGGAAUAGGACAAUCUUUCCCCACUACACUCAGGAAAGUACAUAGUGAUCUGGGUCAAAUAACCAAUCCAAAUCUAACUCAAUCUUCAGGGAAUAUCACAUUCACCAUGAACAAUGCACCAAUGAUGCACAUGUCCUUUAGCGAACAUAGUUUCUCUUCACUUAACUCUUCUUGGGAUCAAAUGAAAGGAAUUAACUUUUCUUCUUCCUGGAAUAAUUCAAGUGGUGUAAACCCACCAAACUCUGUAUCAGCAGAAGCCAUGCAUGUUGAUGGAUGUGCUCUAAAUACAUUCAGUCAGACUUACCGCAGCGUCCAGUCUCACACACAGCAUGCAUUUUGUUCCCCAGCUCAAAAACAACUGUUGCCUCAUGCUAGCACAUCCAAUCCAGGAGAACCAUGUCAUUGUUCAGAGAACCAGAUGGAAGGUCAUCAUUCCUCCAGCGGAACUUGUAAUGGCAGCAAUUCCAUGUGUGCUCCUCACAUUUCAGAUAUGGCUCUAUCUGUGUCACUUCAAUGUUUGAAACAUUCUUCACAAUGUGACUCGGAACUAUCACUGAAUGCUGGCUCCCAUUCAGAAUGCAAUGUUGCAUUAUCAACCUUUAAUCCAAGGGAAGGCCAAACACAAAAUACCACACGUCCUGUGUUUGGCUCUUUCAUGCCAAGUCAAGGGGAAACAUCAGUGAGAGCUCAGAAUCUUAAGGAUAUAAGAACUAACCAUGAACGAAUUAUAGUUUACACAACCAAUGACCCAGAUGAAGAAAAAAACUCAAACCUGGAACUCUCAGGUCAUUCUAAUACAGAUACUUGCAAGUUCCGCGAGAGAUCAUUGUCAACUCCAACAGAUUCUGGGUCAUGUUGUUCAUCAGAUGCUGUAAGAUGCUAUGAUUCCAAGAGUUAUGACCACUCCCGGCGGCAUAGUGAGAAUUACAUCAUGCGUUAUCCAAGUGCCAGCUCAGAGGAUAGCCAAAGCACUGAGAAUGUAUCUGUGAUAACAGAUCAGGAGGGAUCACAGAAAACAAGGACUCGAUCAAGAAGCAUCUCUCUGAAAAAGCCAAAGAAGAAACCUGUUCCUCCAGUGCGCAGUGUUUCUCUGAAGAAAUUUGGAGCUAGUCCUAAACUUGUGGAACCUGCACCAAGCAUCUCACCUGGAGAAAGUAGACCUACAAAGCUCUUUAUCCCUUCAGAGAAGCAAGUAGUUCAAAGUGAAUCGGUAGACAGCAAUGAAUCCAGUGGCUUUAUAUCAGAUGCCCGUUCUAGUUCUGCUACACCCACACUGAGAGAUGGAGAACCCAUUCGGUACCCAGAACAUUGGUUCCUUAAUGAUUGGAAGUCCAAUGAUCCAUACAGAUCAUUAUCAAAUUCUAGUACUGCCACAGGUAUAACUGUAAUUGAAUGUGCAAAGUCUCGUGGCAGUUCUGAAUCCUUGACAUCUCCAUCUAUUUCAAGAGCCACUACACCAUCCCAAUUAUCUGUGGAGGCUGAAUCUAAAAUGUCUUCUCCAGGGAAGCUCCCUGGUUUGAUGUCACCGUCCAGUGGUUAUUCAAGCCAGUCAGAAACUCCAACAUCUGCUUUCUCUAUGUCUGUUUAUCAAGGCCAUGUACCACAAGCAGUUGGCAAAGCAAAGCCCAAGGUGCCAGAGCGGAAGUCUUCAUUGCAACCAACUUCCCCAAAUGAAAAGAGCCCAAAGUCAAAGCGUGUCUUUGAUCUACCCAUUACUCCACCUGCUCAUUUAGAUCUGUCAGGACUUAAGCUAUCUUUUAAAAGCAAAUCCAAAGCCAGCAGACGGCAUUCUGAUUCCUCAAAUAGUAUUAAACCAAGCCAGAAACAUAGCCCUAACCAAGCUUCUAUGCCUGUGAUAACACAGACUGUUCUGGAGUCUGUACGCCUACGCUCAGUCAGCAGAUCAGAAAUUGAGGAUAAUGCAGAAAUUUUAAACUCACCACAGGAAACCCAAACUGACUCUUCUGAAACAUCUCAGAAAAAAAUCCGACCACCUGUUCCUGGAAAGCCACCAAUGUCAAAGAGGCCUUCAAGUAUUUUACUGAAGAUUUCUCCCACUGAGCAGGCAACUCCUGUUGCUUCACAGCUUUCAGAGGCAACUUCAAGAAAAUGUUUUGCCACGGUCUUUAGAAAGGUUGGGGUAAAGAAACAAGACUCUGUGGAAGGUGUAGCAAGUCAGAAACCUUUGGCAUCACUGGAAACUGCACCCCAUCAACCUAACUACCUUCAAAGUCACCACAUGGGUAACAAACAAACAAGAGCAACUCCAGCCACUGCAGAUGAGAGUCAAAGGAAAAGUUUUACAGAGCUAACCAGGAGUUCCACUCAAUAUACUGAGAAAAAGAAAAAUAAGACUCCGCCCCCUGUACCUAAGAAACCAAAUGUGCUGAUUGUACCAACUAAUACAGCACACAUACUUGUAGUCACAGAUAGAUCAAAGCGGAGCCCACUACACAGCCCAGCUGCCACUCCAGAUUCCAACAGUGCCAAUAUUUCAUUUACCAAUGUUACAUUUGAAAAAAGUUUAGAAGCGACCGAUAUGAUUGCAUCACAUGGUCGGAACGUUGAUCCAAGUAUAGAGACUGUACCAAGAAGUAGCAUUCAUUUCGAGGGAAACCCGAAUAAAGAAUACAGUGAUGGAUAUGGGCCAUGCCAAAAUAUAACACUGAGUAAUGCUCCGGGUCAGAAUCCUACAGACAUUUUUUUGAAUCUGGCAACUAAACAGAGAAGUCCCAUAGGUGCACAGAGUGGAGACAUUGUAAUGGAGGAUGACGAUGAUGUCUUUAUCUCCUCAGGCGUCCUACGCUCCACUGAAGAUCUCUUCACUGUUAUUCACAGGUCAAAGAGGAAGGUGCUGGGAUGGAAAGAGCCUGGAGAACCAUUCAAUAUCAGGCACGUGGCUGUUUCACCUGUCAAACCCCCUGCAACACCUCCUAACAGUGGACUCAAACUUUCUCCCUCGACCAGUGGGAGUGGGGCCAAAACCAGCACCAGCAACGAGAACUUUAAGGCCUUAUUACAGAAGAAGGGCAGCAAGCCUGCAUCUGGCAUGCGCAUGUCCGCAGCUGAGCUCCUGAAAAGCACCAACCCACUUGCGAGAAGGAUUGCAACAGAGUUUACACAGGAGUCGGAAAGGUGCCAGCCCAUAAUGGAGCCAAUUUCGGAAAGGUGUCAGCCCAUACUGAAGCCAGUUUCUCCUGAAAACACGUCAAGAAGUUAGAGCUAUACCAAUUCCUGAAGAGCAAGGAGAGGCGAUUAAUGUUUUCUGUCUUGUUGAAUGUAAAUUUUUAAUUUUUGAUCUAUCACUGGAGCUAUCAUUCUGGUCAGAAGGAAGGAAUAAGCUUUGCACAAUCCUAUGAAUGCAAACUCGAGUGAUGAUGUGUUCUUCUUUUGGAAGUCAACAAAAAUUCAAAACAUUUAAGUGACAGACUUUUAAUGCAAACUGUUAUUUGGAUCAAGAAUUCUGAAGAAAUUCCUCAAUGUAAGGUGGAGGAUAUGGGAUGGUCUGAUUGAUCUGAGGUUAGUGUUAGUUAGACUGGAAAAGCCUGGAGCAUUGUAAAAAUGUACAGCAGACAAUCUACAUUCCAGCCUGGCAAUCUAGGUGUUCUAAGGCCUUAUAGGGAACUGAUCAUUUAAAAGUCUGCUCCAUGCACGAUACUUUGAGCAGUCAUGCUUAGGUUCUGUUUCUAAAUUUUAAUGCACCUUCAGUGAGUAAUGCUUAACAAUGUAAACCAAUCCAACAGUAAACUGAAUUUGUGGGGAUUUUUUUUUUAACCAUUGUGUACUCCUAAUGCGAUGAUGGAAAGAUUUCUUCCCAGAGCUGCCGGAGGUCCAUAAAUUCUGAUCGAAGGUGUUCGUACUACAAGAAUCCUGAGAAGAAAAUGACAUGAUUAGAGUCACGCUUCAGCUCCACACUGCCACUUGGUCCACAUUUAUUCUGUGAGCCUCGACUCACAAUGAGGCUUCAGGAGAAGAAGGACCUCUCUUUAAGAUUGUAAAAUAGUUGGCUUUCGCUCUGUGACUGAGAGACUAUGCCCAUGUUUACUGAGGCUCAAGAAAUCUUAUCUUGUUUCCCCACCCGUCUUCCCCUCAUCCUCUAAAGAAAGCCCUGGAAACAAGAGUAGAGGCAAAAUGCAGGGUCCAGUAGCUCCAUUGCUGAGGUCUUGAAAAUGGAUAGCUGUAUACUGAUGUUCUGACUAUUUGCUUAAGAAGCAGUUGCUUGCCUGAUCUGUAAUCUUUAUUGAAAUAGUGCCUCCUAUUAAGUUGUUAAUUUUAUCAAUAUACUGUAAUAUGUAAUAUGGCAUCAAUAUACAAGAGUUAUUUCAAAGUUUUUUGGUUUUAGAUCAAAGGAGACACCUUUGAAUUUGGAAGCUUUCAAAAGGCCCAAGUGCUGCCUUGUCAUGAUAUACAACAAUGAUCUGAAUGUAGAAACUCUAGAUUGUUUUUAGCCUUGGUUUGAGGGGGUCUGUUGUUAGCCCACUGGUUCUAAUCAUACAAAUGGUUUAAAUAUUGCAGAAAUUCUUUGUCCUUGUGCUUCUUUUAUGUUUUAUUUUAUUCAUAAGGUAAGCAAAAUUCUCUAUGAACUGGAAGGUGAACCACAUCUUGAGGUGAAAAUUUCUCAUUCAGAUUCACAGCCACAUUCAUCCCAACCAUAAGGAAAGCUAUACACCUUGCAGGCCACAGCCGAUGCUGUGCAAUUCUCAGCCCAGAGCCAGUGCUGUGCACCUCAUAGCCUGCAGCCAGUGCUGUGUGCCUCACAGCCCAGAGCCAGUGCUGUAUGCCUCACAGCCUGCAGCCAGUGCUGUGUGCCUCACAGCCUACAGCCAGUGCUGUGCACCUCGCAGCCCAGAGCCAGUGCUGUGUGCCUCACUGCCCAUAGCCAGUGCUGUGUUCCUCUGUCAGCCCACAGUCAGUGUUGUGCUUCUGCCAGUCCACAGUGAGUGUUGUGCUUCUGCCAGCCCACAGUCAGUGUUGUGCUCCUCUCAACUGACAGCCAAUGCUAUGGUCCUGCCAGCCCAAAACCUGGGCUAUGCCCAACUUAGGGUCAAAGCUAUGAUUUGUAGUGCCAAGCCAGGAUGCACCUUUCACAAUCCAGCGACAAGGUUGUGUCCAUCUUUGGUCUUGUCCAUUGCAUCUUCGAACCCAAUUUGUGCACUUUCCAGUCAUAUGUUUAUCCCAAUCCAUAUUAACAGUGUAACAAUCCCUACACUGAGCCAGUGCUUUGUCCAUUCCACUCUAGAACCAUGGUUGUGGCUAUCCUAACCUGAACUAGGUUUGUGCCCAGUGGCACCCCAGUUACUACCAUUUUUGGCAGUAACUCUGUAUUUGAAGCAGGAGGCAGGAGUAUUUAACCUAAAUAUUUCUACUGGUAAUUAGAAAUCUUAAUUAGUGUAAUUAAGUUAACAGAGUUUUCUUGUUAAAUUUAUUUUGCUCCUGCCACUGAGGACAGCUGGAUAUCACUAUCCCAUCCACUUGAGAGCACAUUAGCAUACCUCCCAGUCCCUGUCUGAGUUUCAUAUUUAUCUCAGGGUACUCUGUGUCUGGAGGAAAUUCAAUUGAUUAAAGAGUUAAAUAUCUCUGAUUAGUUAAAAAUAUAUUGGUAAUGGUAAAACUCUGUCUUCAUAAUUUGCGGACGGUGUGUUAUUAUCUGAGUGAGUUACACUUUACCAGUUAAUGGAUUGAAACUUUCUGUAAAUAUUCAAUAUUUUAUCUUAUUCUUGAAUGUAUGAGAUUUUCCCUGCCCUCCCCCAAGCGUCACGCAUUGAAAGCAUCAACAUUUCUUAACCAGACUGUGCUUGCGAUGUCGCAUUGUGGUGGGGAUAAGCAAUCAAAUGCACCUUGUGAUAAAAGCCAUGUUCCACCAUGUCAGAAUGCAGUGAUCAUUCAUCCUGUGAAUAGGGAGAGAAGAGUGCACUUCACUUGAGAGAAGUUCAUUGCUUUGUGUCUGUGAUGUCUUGCACUUAAACAUUUGAAAUUAAUUGUGCGUUUUAAAAGUGACUCAGGAAAUUGGGAAUGAUCUACAGUUAUUUUUACAUAUAUUAGAAAAUGCAUUUGCCUCCCCCACAGCUUAGAGUGAUAAAUAAAUAUUAAUUGUAUAAUCUUUUGAGACAAUCAUUAAAAAAAACUUGAAGCAAAUUUUAUUUCAAAUUAGUUUUUCUUUCUUAGACCCC